Mycotypha africana is the source of this 1765-nucleotide messenger RNA. Its product is annotated as kinase-like domain-containing protein. Gene Ontology annotation, cellular component: nucleus; cytoplasm. Gene Ontology annotation, molecular function: protein serine/threonine kinase activity; ATP binding. NCBI's taxonomy places the organism in Eukaryota, Fungi, Mucoromycota, Mucoromycetes, Mucorales, Mycotyphaceae. The transcript has 7 exons. Gene Ontology annotation, biological process: endocytosis; peptidyl-serine phosphorylation; signal transduction. Bases 187 to 1638 code for a protein of 483 amino acids. The record is from RefSeq and is a predicted model, not a curated record.
UUUUUUGUUUCCUUGAGCCUCCCUCUCUCCCACACACACACACACACACACCCUCCAGUACAUAGACAUCUUUUUGCUGUGCGUUGUAGAUAAAAGGAUACCCCAUCACCACGAUCCAACGAUCCAUUACCCAAGAGCAGUAUAUUAUUAGAUCUUUCUUUGUUGUAUUUUUACAAUUCUACAGCCAUGAUAACGACCACACAUCAUUCUUCAAUGUACAAGAAAGGAAACAGUGUCUCUAAUGUGGCUCAAUCUUCUACCAACAUUGUCGGUGUUCACUACAGAGUAGGAAAGAAACUUGGAGAAGGAAGCUUUGGUGUAUUAUAUGAAGGUCUCAAUUUGCUAAAUAACCAGUCGGUGGCUAUCAAAUUUGAACCGAGAAAGUCAGAUGCACCACAACUAAGAGAUGAAUAUCGCACCUACAAAGUACUUGCUGGUCUACCUGGCAUCCCCAGUGCUUAUUAUUUUGGUCAGGAAGGGCUGCACAACAUUCUCGUGAUCGAUCUACUAGGACCCAGUUUGGAGGAUCUGUUUGAUAUUUGCGGAAGAAAACAUUCGAUAAAAACAGUCGCCAUGCUGGCAAAACAAAUGAUCAAUCGAGUCGAAAGUGUGCACGAGAGAAAUUUGAUUUACAGAGAUAUAAAGCCCGACAACUUUUUGAUUGGCCGUCCAGGUACCAAAUAUGCCAACAUGGUCUUUUUAAUUGAUUAUGGUAUGGCCAAAUUGUACCGAGAUCCGAAAACAAAGCAGCAUAUACCCUACAGAGAGCGUAAAAGUCUCUCGGGCACAGCAAGAUACAUGAGUAUCAAUACCCAUUUAGGAAGAGAACAAUCAAGAAGAGAUGACUUGGAAUCAUUAGGACACGUCUUUAUGUAUUUUCUAAGAGGUUCACUUCCUUGGCAAGGAUUAAAAGCCGCUACCAACAAGCAAAAAUACGAACGCAUUGGUGAAAAGAAGCAAACCACGACUGUCAAAGACUUGUGCGAUGGUUUUCCAGAAGAAUUUGGUAUUUACUUGCAAUACGUACGUAAAUUGGGCUUUGAAGAAACGCCCGAUUACGACUUUUUGAGAGAGCUGUUCAACAAAGUAUUACACCGCAUCGGUGAGACGGAUGAUGGUGUGUAUGAUUGGAUGCUACUCAAUGGACAAAACGGAGGAAAAUUGGAGACUCGCGAAAGUCGACGACAAGCCCGUGAAGAGCAACAAUCCAAAACACGACGAACACAUGUCGUUCCAACCACUUCUGUUCGUCGUCAUGCUUCUCAUCCCAAGCUGUCCUCAACAGCACCCAAUCACGUCCUCACCACCCAUACCCAUACCCCUACGACAACACCUCCCAUGCCUUCUACUUUAGCAGCAGCAGGCAAGAAAUCGACCGGUGCUGUGAAUAUGCAUACCAAAAACCCUAUGAAUACCACUCUUGCUGAUACCACUAAAAAUAAUCACACGCUGUCCAACAAGAAGGCCCAUCUCAACAUGCCUCUUCCCCCCUCUCAUGGGGAGUCGGCUGCUCAUCAGGAUCAGUCGCCAAAGGAACCACCACCACAACGACAACAGCAGCCUCAUGGAUUUUGGCAUACCCUCAUGUCAUUAAUGACGUGUGGUGGUAGUAGUAAUAGUGAUGCUGGCUCACGUUAAACAAGAAAAAAACAAGUCUCAUCCCCUAUUUUUACCACUUUUAUAUUACUAUGACUACUAUUACUACUAUUGCUACUACUAUUACUACUACUCUAGAAUGACUUUGUUAUGAUUUAGAAAAAAAAAU